Messenger RNA from Oncorhynchus mykiss (rainbow trout), 2632 nucleotides. It is a transcript of the gene znf277, whose product is annotated as zinc finger protein 277. The record is from RefSeq and is a predicted model, not a curated record. NCBI's taxonomy places the organism in Eukaryota, Metazoa, Chordata, Actinopteri, Salmoniformes, Salmonidae.
AGGCGGGGGCUAAGGAAAUGAUAUGGGCACUGGUGGUGCAGAACUGGCAGGAGCAGUGGAACAGCAACACUAAGGACAGGCAUCUAUAUUCCCUGUUCAGAGUAAAGUCGGGGAGGAUGGUAUGAAGGGACAGAAGAGAGGAGGCCAUUUUUACAAGGCUACGGGUGGGACACAGCCGGUUUAAUAAGUAAUUAAUUAUAUGUGAUAGGAAAGCGUCCAACAGGAAGGUGUGAUUACCGCAAGACAUUGGAGAGGUGGGUAUAAUUUGUGGAACGUUCCAACAGGAAUCCGUUCCAAAAACGUCUUAAAGUACAAGGUUGCCAACAAACGCAUACAAUGUAACAUGAUCAAUUCACCUAACUUUUGCUAAAUAACUAUCGAGGCAUCAACUCACCACGUAGCUUAUUCUUAAUGUUUGUCAAUAGGUUACCAGAGUGAGGACAGACAUUUUUCGGAAUAAACAUGGUGAGUGAAAAACGUUAUUAAUUAGCCCACUCCCAACCCGGUUUCGUAUUAUGCCACUAUACGACUUUGUAUGCGUUAUUUGUGGGCAACCUUGUUAUUUACGAAGUUUUUGGAUCAGAUUCAUGUUGGAACGUUGCAAAAAUUAUACCUACCAACAUUGGAACAUGUGCUGAUACUGUGUGGGCAGUAUGAUAGGGAGAGAGACUGAGAAUGGGAUCCAGUAAUUGAGUUUAAGUAGCAUACUGAGUUGAACAUAGUUAGAUACAAUCACAAAUAUGUUGUUAUAUUUUUUUAAGAGAAACUUAGCUGGCAGAUAGGAUUCAGUUCCUCCCAGUACAGUGGGUGGCGCUAAUGCACCAUAACGUUGGAUACCAACUGCCGAUAAACGCCAAAGAAGAAGAACAGCCGUACGGCCGAUAAACCGAACAGAAGAACGUCAGCUGUAUUGACCACGUGACAUUUGAAAAUGGCUGCCUGCGUGGAGAAAAAAAUAAAUUCAGAUGAACAGGAGUGGAUACUGGAGCCUCUGUGUUUCCCUGAGCAGCCUGCUACAGACAUCGGCACCAACUCAUCCUCUCAUCAUGACAUGGAGGUGGUGACCUGUGUGCUCUGCUCUCACUCCGCCCCUUUGUCAGAGAAGGACCGCCUCCUAAAGCACCUAGUACUGGUGCACAAGCUGGUCAUCGCUGAUGUCAAACUCAUCGCUGACUUUCCUAAAUACAUGGAAUACUGGAAGAACAGAAUCUCUGAGCAACCCAUCACAGAUUUCUGCAGUGUGAUCAAGACUAACUCGCAGGGCCCUGUUGAAAAACAGGAGCACUACUUCCUUCUGUGUGAUGUCCUGCCAGAGGACAGGGUCCUCAGAGAACAUCUCCAACAGAAACGACUGGAGGAGAUCCUGGAGCAGCAGCAGAGGGAGAGGGAUGACGACAGCUUCCAGCGCAUCUGCAUGUUCUGCAAUGACGAGUUCAAUGGGAACAGAUCGUCACUGCUCAACCACAUGGCCAGGGAGCACUCGUUCAGCGUGGGACUGCCUGACAACAUAGUGUACUGCGUAGAGUUCCUUGACCACCUGCAGAGCAAACUGGAUAAUCUGCAGUGCCUGUAUUGUGAGAAAACAUUCAGAGACAAGACGACACUGAAGGAUCACAUGAGAAAGAAACAGCACCGCAGAAUCAAUGGCAACAACAGCGAGUAUGACUGCUUCUACAUUAUCAACUACCUGGAGCUGGGGAAAACAUGGGAAGAGGUCCAAUCUGAGGAUGAUCGGGAGAUGGAGGAUGAAGAUGAUGAUUGGUCAGACUGGCAGGCUCACCCAGUGUGUGCUGUGUGCCUGUUCUGUGAGCAGCAGUCAGAGAGCAUGGAGAAGAUCUACACACACAUGGAGGAAACCCACGGAUUUGAUCUGCACAAGUUGAAGACCGAACUCAAUCUGCGGUUCUACCAGCAGGUCAAACUGGUAAACUACAUCAGACGAGAGAUCCACCAGUGCCGUUGCUACGGUUGCCAGGAAAAGUUUGGGUCCAAACCUGAGGUUAUACGUCAUGUAAUGGAGGCAGGUCACGUGAUGCAGCUACCAGAGACGUCAACCUGGGACCAACCACAGUAUUACUUCCCCACCUAUGAGAACGACGCCCUCCUCUGUGCCUUGUCGGACAGUGACAGUGAAUCAGAACACACAGGCCCUUGGAGAGACGUCCCUGUCAUAGCUGAGGACAUCUCUAACCUGAAAGUCCUGAAGCAGACCAGCGUCCUCAGCCACCUUCUGAAGAACACAGACAGCUCUAGUUAAAAAGCUGGAUGGAUGGACCAAUGAUGUUAUAAACUCAGUGGAGGAUGCUCAGGGGAGAACGGCUCAUAGAGGGACACAGUGCAACAACUUCUCGCUUCGCUGUAUCUCCAACAAGACGGUGAUGCUCAUCAGACACUGUGCACUUAGCAGACCAGCACACAUGUGCAGAAAUGAACAUGGCCUGUUUCAUAAGAAUUUCCUGAGCCUGGACUACAUUUAUGUAUGAUUUAAUGUCAUACUUGGUACAAAUCACCAUGUACAACAUACCUGCAGGUGGAUUUGUUUCAUAUAGUAUGAUUGCUGACAAAACGUGACCUCACUGCAGAGAUGUGACAAUUGCUAAAUGUAAAUAAACAUUAUGAAUAUACUAUAACU